AUGCUUUCCUCCACGCGAUCCGCGGCUUCAAUGGCCCUCCGAGCCAAGCCUACGACUGCCGUUAUUCCCUUCCGAACCGCUGCUGCCGCCUUCACGACCAACUCUCGCCGCGAUGCGAGCGCCCUCCAGACUCAAUCAGCCACUGGUGUAGGCAAGGUUCGCCGAGAGGUGCCUCUGCCCAGCGAGAUUCCUCCCAAGGGCGCUCUCCAAUACGCUCUUACCACACUUGAUGCUGUUACCAACUGGGCUCGCCAGUCCUCCCUCUGGCCUAUGACCUUCGGUCUGGCCUGCUGUGCCGUCGAAAUGAUGCAUCUCUCCACACCACGUUACGAUCAGGAUCGUCUCGGUAUCAUUUUCCGUGCCUCACCCCGACAGUCCGAUGUUAUGAUUGUUGCAGGCACUCUUACCAACAAGAUGGCUCCUGCUCUGCGACAGGUCUACGAUCAAAUGCCUGAGCCUCGCUGGGUCAUUUCCAUGGGUUCUUGUGCCAACGGUGGUGGUUACUAUCACUACAGCUACGCCGUUGUCCGAGGCUGUGAUAGAGUCGUCCCUGUUGACGUGUUCGUCCCGGGCUGCCCUCCUACAAGUGAGGCUCUCAUGUACGGAAUCUUCCAGUUACAGCGAAAGAUGAGACAGACCCGUAUCACGAGACAAUGGAUUAGGAAGUAA
Messenger RNA from Fusarium poae, 669 nucleotides. RefSeq lists its product as uncharacterized. Gene Ontology annotation, biological process: electron transport coupled proton transport; aerobic respiration; mitochondrial respiratory chain complex I assembly. Bases 1 to 669 code for a protein of 222 amino acids. Gene Ontology annotation, molecular function: 4 iron, 4 sulfur cluster binding; NADH dehydrogenase (ubiquinone) activity; quinone binding. The transcript is spliced from 4 exons. The record is from RefSeq and is a predicted model, not a curated record. NCBI's taxonomy places the organism in Eukaryota, Fungi, Ascomycota, Sordariomycetes, Hypocreales, Nectriaceae.